UUAAAGAGUUAAAAACCUAAGGCAAGGAAUCUGUCUCUCUUGUGAUAGCACUAAUGGCAGAGGAAUCAGGAGCUAAUGGGAACAAUGGAGUGGCUUUGAAUAUAAAGGAUGGUGAUAUGAAUCACAACCUUCCUCAAUCACCAUCCAAAGCAAAUGAAGACUCUGAAAGCUGCUUUGUCACCAUACCUUUCAUGCAAAAGUUGAUCGCGGAGGUGUUGGGGACCUACUUCCUGAUAUUUGCUGGUUGUGCCGCGGUGGUGGUGAAUUUGGAGAAGGACAAGGUGGUGACACAUCCGGGAAUAGCAAUUGUUUGGGGACUGGCUGUGAUGGUCUUGGUUUACUCUGUUGGCCACAUCUCUGGUGCUCAUUUCAACCCUGCAGUCACUAUUGCUUUUGCCACUUGCAAAAGGUUUCCAUGGAAACAGGUACCAGCCUAUAUAUCAGCUCAAGUGCUUGGAUCAACUCUAGCAAGCGGAACCCUCCGGCUAAUAUUUAACGGGAAGCACGAUCACUUUGUAGGAACAAGUCCGUCGGGGACAGAGUUGCAAUCUUUCGUGAUAGAGUUCAUAGUCACCUUCUACCUCAUGUUUGUCAUCUCUGGCGUCGCCACCGAUAACCGAGCUAUUGGAGAGCUUGCUGGGCUUGCCGUUGGAUCUACCGUUUUGCUUAAUGUGUUGUUUGCAGGACCAAUUUCAGGAGCAUCGAUGAAUCCAGCACGAUCUUUGGGGCCAGCGAUUGUGUCACACCAAUACAAGAGCAUAUGGAUAUACCUAGUGGCACCUAUUUUAGGAGCCAUAUCAGGUGCCAUGGUCUACAAUACCAUCAGGUUCACGGACAAGCCCCUCCGGGAAAUCACCAAGACUGCUUCUUUCCUCAAGGGCUCACGACACAAUGGCUAAAAUUGACCUCAAUUUAUGUAAUGUCUUUUACUUUUAACACAAGGAAACUAGAGAAUAACAUUGUGGUGGUUUGGGAACACUUAUUUCCACCACUGAAUUUGUAUCAUCUUGAUGGAACUCAACUUUUGAUCA
This is a messenger RNA of Cornus florida, 1031 nucleotides long. RefSeq names its product aquaporin NIP1-2. Gene Ontology annotation, molecular function: channel activity. Gene Ontology annotation, biological process: transmembrane transport. The record is from RefSeq and is a predicted model, not a curated record. Bases 54 to 899 code for a protein of 281 amino acids. Gene Ontology annotation, cellular component: membrane. The transcript is spliced from 5 exons. NCBI's taxonomy places the organism in Eukaryota, Viridiplantae, Streptophyta, Magnoliopsida, Cornales, Cornaceae.